AUGAAGUUCAGCCCUCUUUUGUUCUCGCCAGGACAGGCGUGGUACUGCAUCGUAAUAUCAGUCUUUGCUGUCGUCAUUCUCGGCGUAAUUUCUCACCUGUUCCGAACGGGCCAUGAAUCCGUGGUUGGGGGCAUCAACGACCCUCCUUCCGAAGCGAUACCAGCCAUUGUCUCGACAAUCACUGCUGCCAUAUUCGUUUACCUCGUAUGUUUCCACCGCAACAUAUGCCUGCCGCAAUUACGGCGACCGCCCUUGGCCUCCCUGGACAAACCGUCGAGUCCGCUGACGUGCGAUGUGCUUUAG
Molecule: messenger RNA, 303 nt
Organism: Scedosporium apiospermum
Lineage: Eukaryota; Fungi; Ascomycota; Sordariomycetes; Microascales; Microascaceae
Exons: 2
Coding region: 1-303 (100 amino acids)
Source: RefSeq, a predicted model, not a curated record